UAAGCCCUUUAAACGUAUGGUUAUGCAUGGCUUUUGUAUAUAUAAGCCAUCAUCAUAUUAACAAUAAUAUUACUAGCCUCUAAUGGUUUGAAUGCUUCUAUAUCCACUCAUCUAUACAAUAAAUAUAAGCCAUCCGAUCAAUAAGCACAUUUUUUUGCUUAAAACAAAAUUUCAUAUCCUAAUUAUAUUUUACUCCACUUUUUCAUCAUUAAUAUAUUUCAUUACUUGAUUCUCUCCAUUGCAUUCGCCAUCCUAGAGAUGUGGAGAUUUUCAUCAUUCAUUGUUCUCAUAUUGAUUUCUAUUACAAAGUUAGGGGCUCAUGCUCAUCCUCUAGUACCAUGCUUCUUCAUCUUUGGUGACUCGUUAUCGGAUCCCGGCAACAACAAUCGUCUAAAGACAAAGGCCAAAGCCAACUAUCGUCCAUAUGGCAUUGAUAUCCCGGGUAGAAAACCUACCGGAAGGUUUUCCAAUGGACUUACCGCCGUCGAUGUAAUUGCCGAGCAAUUAGGAUUCCAUCGUCGCAUUCCACCAUUUAGCUCAACAAAGGGUCAUGAUAUACUCAAGGGUGUUAAUUAUGCAUCUGGUGCGGCUGGUAUACGUCCGGAAACUAGUCAACAUUUGGGUGACAUAGUUAGCUUCGACAAGCAACUUAGAAAUCAUCAAAAGCUCAUCUCAAGAUUGAAUACCAAGUUAAAUGGAUCAACCCAAGCCCAAGCUCAUUUAAAAAAAUGCUUGUACACAACCAUCAUAGGCAGCAAUGACUACAUCAACAACUACUUCAUGCCAGAACAUUACUCAACUGGUCGAAAUUACACCUAUGAUAGUUAUGCUAAUUCCCUCAUUAGUUUAUACAGACGAAAUCUACAGAUUUUGUAUAAAAAUGGAGCAAGGAAAGUUGUGGUGUUCGGGCUAGGACUCGUGGGGUGCACCUUGGGUCAAGUAAUCAAAAAUCGGCCACAUAGUCUUUGUGUUGAUGAUGUCAACAUUGCUGUUUUAUUGAUGAAUGACAAACUAAAGGCGCUUGUAGCCGAGCUCAACCGCAAAAACCGCGAUGCUAAAUUUACAUACAUAAAUCUUCAAGGAAUGGUCAUCGGUCCACAUAAUGGAAUCACGGUGUUAAAUCGCCCAUGUUGCCAAUUAAGGGAAGAUUUUCAGUGCAAAGCAUCUUCAACAAUAUGCAGCAAUAGGAAUACAUAUUAUUUUUGGGAUGGGUAUCAUCCUACUGAAGCUGUGCAUAAAAUUGUAGGUUCAAGAGCUUUCAAGUCCAAAAACCCUAAUGAAGCUUACCCCUAUGACAUCCUAACCCUAGUUAAACAAAAGCUUUAAUUAAAGAGGGUUUUGUAGUUAGCUAGUGUUGUUAGCUUCUCUUGUGAUAUUUUUUUUUUUUUUUUUUUUUUGGACAAUUAGAUAGAUGUUAGUUGCUUGAAUCAUUCCCAAUAAUCAUUUGAAGAUUCAUCGAGCAAUUUUUGUAACUCGCAAAAUUUUUUUCCUAUGAACUAUAUCAUAAAUAUAGGAAACAAUUUUUCAAAUAAUGCUCUUUAUAGCUGUUCUUACUUUGUUAUUGAUCAAUAUAGAGUUUCGAGAUGACAAGUAUAAUCCGUUCAAAAAAUUGAUGACAAGUAUAAUCAGGGGCAGAUCUAUUAAGGUGCACAGUGAAUCAUGUGACUCACCAGCAAAAAAAAUAAAAAAAAAAAAAAAAAAACUAAGAGACCCCGUAUUACAGAUAGGCAGUCUCUUUGUUGAAUCUGUUUGGAUUAGCCCACUGUCAGUUAUUUAAAUAUCAAAGAGACCGCCUAU
This is a messenger RNA of Chenopodium quinoa (quinoa), 1797 nucleotides long. RefSeq names its product GDSL esterase/lipase At5g45670-like. The record is from RefSeq and is a predicted model, not a curated record. The transcript has 5 exons. NCBI's taxonomy places the organism in Eukaryota, Viridiplantae, Streptophyta, Magnoliopsida, Caryophyllales, Amaranthaceae. Bases 259 to 1326 code for a protein of 355 amino acids. Gene Ontology annotation, molecular function: hydrolase activity, acting on ester bonds.